CUCCCUCCGGUUCCCCAGAGCUAUUGUCUAUGAAUGAAUAUGGACUUCUUUUAUUCCACGGGUGUGCCACCUGCCGGUGCGUCACGGCUCCUCUGACCAAUCCCGCCGCAGUGACUCUCCGUGCGCCCUUGGAGAUCCCGCGGUGCUCCUGACAUCGCCGCCCAAUCCACGUCUCGGUGACAGUAGAAGGUGCCGAGCCCCAUUAGCUUAGUACCGUUAGCGCUUCAGAUGUGAUUAGAUUGGACUGCCGUACUGCUGCUGUGCCAAACAUGGACGCGUGACAAGUUUCCCUGGAUUGUCUUUUCCUCAUCUACUUCUGCCGCUUUUGACCGCGCGCAUCCGCAAACGAUGUGAGACGCCAUGAUCCGGCUGGAGGAGGAUAAUCGUGCACCCCCAGUACACAGCAUGGACACCAAAAGGCACUCUGCUGAAAGGUGACCUCCAGGAAUUUCACCUCCACAAAUUAUUUGAAUAUGCCAGAACAUAACAAUGAGCUCCAACAGCACAGAUCCUGGUCUCUUCCUGACUGCCAGCACUCUACCACCAUCGGCUGCAGCUUACUCACAGUCCAAUACACCCUAUCAAGGAGGAACUGGAGGAACGCCCGUGGUUUAUCAUGCUAUGGAUGAUAAUUCCUCUUCUAUCGGCAAGCUCUUAACCUCCACAUUAGAACCCCAAAAUUGGACUGCAGUCCCUGAUCCCUUGGGUGGCCACGCUGUGUGGCAGGUUGUCAUCAUUGUCUUAAUGACUAGCAUGCUGUCACUGGUCACGAUCAUUGGGAACAUCCUGGUAGUAGUAUCCUUCAAGGUUAAUCGCCAACUAAAGACAGUCAACAACUAUUUCCUGUUGAGCUUAGCUGUGGCUGACCUCAUCAUAGGGGUCAUCUCCAUGAACCUCUACACAGCUUAUCUUGUGAUGGGCUACUGGGCCAUGGGCAACUGGGCAUGCGACUUGUGGCUGGCUGUAGACUACGUGGCAAGCAAUGCAUCUGUUAUGAACCUACUGGUCAUCAGCUUUGACCGCUACUUUUCAAUUACUAGGCCUUUGACCUACCGGGCCAAACGGACCACAAAGCGAGCUGGGAUCAUGAUAGGCUUAGCCUGGUUUGUUUCUCUUGUCCUGUGGGCCCCAGCCAUCCUGCUAUGGCAGUUUCUUGAGGGUGAAAGGACAGUGCCCUCAGGGGAAUGCUACAUUCAGUUCCUCUCACAGCCUAUUAUAACCUUCUGCACAGCCAUGGCGGCAUUCUACUUACCUGUGACAAUAAUGAGUGUUCUCUACUGGCGCAUUUACAAGGAGACCCAGAAUCGUUCAAAAGAGCUAGCUGGGUUGCAGGGCUCGGGUGGAAUAGGAGCAAGAGGUGUAAACGGUGGGGGCGAAAGAGCCCGUUUUGUCCAUCAGACAGGAAGUUCUAGAAGCUGCAGCAGCUAUGAGUUGACCAGGCUCUCUAGGAGAAAGAGCACAUGUCGGGAACUGGUAGGCCGCUUCCACUGCUGGCCUGGUGUUCGCUCUUGGAGACCUGGUAGUAUGCGACAGGGAGAUGGUGAUCCAGAUCAGAGUAGCAGUGACAGCUGGAACAACAAUGAUGCUGCAGUCUCUUUGGACCAGUCUGGGUCUUCAGAAGAUGAGGACUGUGGAGGUAGAGAUAUGAUUCCACAAAGUCAUGCUAUUUUCUCCAUUGUUCUUAGCCUACCUGGCAUAAAAGCUGCUGUUAAUUCCCAGCUAACCUCAUGUGAGGAUCUGGAUGGAGCCUCAGAGGAGGAUCCCCUUAGAGCAGCGGAGUAUAAUCGAGACAGUCUUUCAUCAGUAGCUCCAAACUCAAUGGCCACUGUUACUCCGGAAGGGCAAAACAGUUCAGAAAAUAGCUACCACCAACGCUUCUGCUCACGCAAGAUUCAAUCAUUGUCUUCCAUCCAGGCUACUUCUAACCAUAGGUCUCUGGAUGGUACCCCAGUAACCACUACCACUGCCUCCGACAGUACUACUACCAGCACAACCACCAAGUCCCCCUCAGGUCCAAUGUCCUUCAAGGAGGCAGCUCUGGCAAAGCGUUUCGCUGCCCGAGCCCGGACUCAGAUCACCAAAAGGAAGCGGAUGUCCUUGGUAAAAGAGAAGAAGGCAGCUCAAACUCUCAGUGCCAUCCUCUUUGCAUUCAUCAUCACAUGGACACCUUACAACAUCAUGGUGCUCAUCAAUGCUUUCUGUAAAACUUGCAUCCCAGAAACUCUGUGGGCAGUAGGUUACUGGCUAUGCUACGUCAACAGCACAGUCAACCCCAUGUGUUACGCCCUGUGCAACAAAACUUUUCGUACAACAUUUAAGAUGAUACUGUUGUGCCGCUGGGACCAGAAAAAAAGGAGGAAGCAGCAGUUUCAGCAAAGGCAUUCUUCAGUGGUCUUUCACAGGAGAAUUCCCAGGGAGUCUACGUAAAGGACGGAAAGUUAAGGUUGCUUGUAACAGAAAUGAAAAAUUUAACACAGAAGGAAAAGAAAGAAACAUCCAUUCAGUUGUUUCUGUGGAGUUUCUUUAUCUAGAGAUCUUUAAUGUUUUAUUCUGCUAUGUCAAACACAGCGACCCAAUGUGGUGGUUUUGCAGUAUGUGUUUGUGUUGGUGCAUCCAUUAAGCAAAGCCGUAUAUGUGUGUGAAGGUUUGCGUAAGGUGAGGUUCAGACAUGAAAGUUGUGCCUGUCCUUGAAGAACUUUUUAUCAUUUCACGCAAGUACAGCAGCAAGAAAGUGAAGUGAGUGGACAAUACUCGAAAAGGGCUUAAAAAACACAUUGCAGGAGAAAUACUGAAGUGCAAUUGAUGCAAAUAGAGAGGAUGUUGUCACAGAGUUGGGGAUUACACUUUUCUGAUCAUUUCUCUCUGUGGGUAGUUUGCUCUGUAACAUUCAGAGUGGUUUUGCAUUUCAAAUAAAACUAUAUAUAUAUUAAAAAAAUGUUCACAGGCUUCUACAUUUUAUUAAUUUGCCCAGCCAUCUUUUUGACUGGUAUGCAGUUUUAUUAGAAGUUCGGCACAUUGCGUUUCUACAUGUGCUCCUUUGUCAGUGUCUUUAAUGAAAUAUAAAAAGUUCUUAAAUUUUGUCCAUACAGUUGACAGAAAACUGUUAUUUUUGUGAUAUUUGUUUUUGGUUUUCUAGAGAUUUUGAGCCAGUCUGAAAAUGAUCCUUUUGAUGAACUGAGUUGUGAAUAUUUUGUGUGGCACCACAGUCAGUGAACUGCUGUUGUGUUCAAUGUGAUUGUUGUGGUUUGUAUGGUGGAGAUAAUAAGUACAAUGGUUGUGUUUUAUGUACUUGCAAUUUUCUGUCAAGUAAUGAUUAUACAGUAAUUAUAUUCUGUUUGUGUACAUUUGGAUAUUUCUGAAUAUGAUACACAAAGACUGCACACACAGACACAAUCACACACACAAAUAUGUCCAUUUGUUUAAAAAAAAGUGUGUUUUGAUCUUACAUUAUCUUUUGAAUUUCCACAAAAUUUCACAUCUAAGCAACUCUUUUGUAAAAGGAUGGCAAACUUUGAUAUAAUGGAACAAUGGCGGCCUCUAGUGGUGUACAAAAAGAUCUGUUGCUCAGGCUGUUAACAGUUCACCUUCCACACUGCAGUAUCAAAAUCGGAAAUGUAGCGAUACAGAUAUAGAUUGAUUUUAAUUCAAUCUAAAAUUUUAAUCUAAAUUUUAAAUGAAAACAGGUGACAAAUUCAAGAAAAAAUACAAUGAAGUGUUUAUAUUCAAUUGUACUUUAGAGGGAAGGUUCAGUGCAGAGCAGUAUAAAGUUAUUCUGAAUACAAAUAAUCAUCAUAAAAUACUUUUAAUAUGGUCGGCAAAAAAAGUGGCACUUAAUGGUCUUUUAAAAAAAAAUUUAAUAGAAUGGUGUUCUUCUCCUCCAUUAGAGUUUUAGGCACUUAUAAAGCCGGUUUAUUUUAAGCUUUUCUGGCAACACGUGGAGUCUAAACUCCAGUAGGUUUUUCAUUAAUUUGUCACCUGUUUGUCUCUGCCAUUAAAAACUGGUCAUAACUGUGCGUGACUUCUGUAAAAUUAUUAGUGAGACUUAAAAUUAAAAGCUGUAAUGCUUUACAGAAUUAUCAGGUUUUUCUAUCCAGAAAGCGUGAAAAUGCCACAGGUCAACCACUAAGAGUCGACACACAGAUAAAGACUUUCUUUUGUGUUUUCAUGCAUAUUGUGUUAUCUUUAUCCUAAGUAGAAGGUUUUUGUUAGUUUUUUUGCAGUAUUGCCACAUCCAAAUCUUUCAUUAUGAAUACUGUUCAGCAAUUACUGAAAAUAACUAAAAAAAACUGUACUACAACAACUAGCAUACAAAUGAAUGGCUGGAUCGUAUUAUAUUGGAAAUGAUGACAUGACUUUGGCUUAUGUGCUGUAUGCAAAGAAAUGUUAAAAAAAAAUCCUGUACCUGCCAUCAGUUAAUAUUUCAUUAGUUUUCAGCACAAUGCCAUAAUACAGAAAGCUAUUUUUGGCUGCUCCCUUAUUCACAAGGGGUCGCCACAAGAGGUGGCUCUUUGUAUUUGAUCUGGCAGAUUUUUAUGCUGAAUGCCCUUCCUGAUGCAGCCCCUGAGGAAUUUGUAUCUUCUCCCAGAAACAAACUAGGGAUCUUUCGCUUAUUAGGCGAAUGUGUAAACCACUACAGUAUGGAGCCACGGUACAGUGUCAGAAUACAUUCUUCAUCAACAAAUGAGGGGUUUUUUGUACUGUAUUGGGAAUGUAAACUGCCAACUUUGUGAACACAACAGUUUGUUACAUUUUAAGUAUGCCAAUCAUACUCAUAUUUUAAGCCAAUAAAAAAUAAAAAACCU
This is a messenger RNA of Oreochromis aureus, 4802 nucleotides long. RefSeq names its product cholinergic receptor, muscarinic 3a (gene chrm3a). Gene Ontology annotation, molecular function: G protein-coupled acetylcholine receptor activity; G protein-coupled serotonin receptor activity. The transcript has 3 exons. Gene Ontology annotation, cellular component: synapse; plasma membrane; dendrite. Gene Ontology annotation, biological process: regulation of vascular associated smooth muscle contraction; chemical synaptic transmission; adenylate cyclase-inhibiting G protein-coupled acetylcholine receptor signaling pathway. The record is from RefSeq and is a predicted model, not a curated record. The coding region runs from base 490 to 2427 and encodes 645 amino acids. NCBI's taxonomy places the organism in Eukaryota, Metazoa, Chordata, Actinopteri, Cichliformes, Cichlidae.